Rubroshorea leprosula is the source of this 391-nucleotide messenger RNA. The record is from the annotation of a GenBank genome assembly. NCBI's taxonomy places the organism in Eukaryota, Viridiplantae, Streptophyta, Magnoliopsida, Malvales, Dipterocarpaceae.
CCAAUGAAGACAAGCCAUGUCCUUUGCUUUUACUAAAAAUGGCCGGGCACUUUGCUUCUCUAAAAAAAUGCCAGGCACUUUGCUUCUCCUAAAAUGGCUAGGCACUGUCAGACGGAAAAGGAACAGAAGCAAGUCAAAAAGAAAUCCUUGGCUGGACGCGGAUCUAUGGUCGGGAGAAAGAGAGAGGAAAAUCGAAGGGUCCGGGGUAUUUCUAGGGUUCUCCUUUUGUAUGUAUUGCUUGGUUAUACAUAUAGCGCUAAAAGUCAGAGAGAGGACAUGUAUGUUUGUUCACUUUACUUGUAGAUCUGUGGAUUUGGGAGGAUUUGUUGAUGGAUUCUUAGUUGAAUGUGCUGUGGGUUUAAAAAAUAUUGAAUAUACAUGCAAAAUUUCA